GACAUACUGGUCGAAAUUCAGUUGAUGCACGUCUAUCGUCAAUUCGGAUAGUAUUUUUUUCUGGUUAGAGAAAAAUUGUAUAAUAAAAGAAAUUUUCCUUGAUUUUGAAAUAGCUUGGUUUAUGAGAGUAAAGGUUGGUGAAGUUGAUUACUUUAUUUUAUGCGCUUGCUAACAUUUCAAUCUCGUUGUUAAAUUAUGUAUUGUCGAUCGAGAAAUCGAAGUGUGUUUGACGUCUAGGUGCCAAAAGAAAACGUAAAAUCGAAAAAUCGUCAGCUGUAUAGCGGAUUUUUAUAGAGUAGGGGAUACCCAACUCGGCUAUAUUCGGCUACGUACCGUUUGGCACUUUGGCGGCUAUACGAGUAUCGCGUUACGGUGAAGGGAAGUUUGCAGUCCUGCUCUCUGUUUUAUUCUUUUUAAAAUUGCAAAAGCUGAUUCUUAGUAAUUGCUCUAGGAUUAAUGGCCUAUAGUUUGACGUCGUAUAAAAAGAUCAUUACCGUUGUUUUUCGUUAAACCGUCCUAGCCCGAACGUUGUCAUGGAAACGACUGACCAUGACGUCACAUUCGUGUGUUAUCCGAAAAUGUAUUCCUAUCGAAUUCCAUAUGAUUGUCAGUAGGUUGAGAGUAAUAGUAAGAGAAAAAAAACCGUUUGACUAUUCAUAGUCAUUUCGUACAGGAAAUAUGAACUAUGUCAAAAUGUCUUAUCGAAUGAUUGAUAAGAAUUACAGGUCGACGUCAAGCGGUUAAUUACCGAGAAAAAGACGACGACGCAAAACGCCAAUGACGUCAUAUACAUGCCUCGAGCUGCACGUACGCAAGUUGCGUACGUGGGCGACGCUGCUUUUUUUAGCGCGCCGUCUAUAAAUGACGUCAAUAAGUUACAGGUUGAAUGGAAUAUAUAGAUUAUUGUCGUGCUUCUUCCCUUACAGAUUUCAAUUGCGUAAUAUGGGUAGGAAGAAGAUUCAGAUUACUCGUAUCGGCGAUGAGAGGAAUCGACAGGUAACAUUUACCAAAAGAAAGUUUGGUUUGAUGAAGAAAGCUUACGAGCUAUCGGUGUUAUGCGAUUGCGAAAUAGCUUUAAUUAUAUUCAACUCUGCUAACAAACUAUUUCAAUAUGCUUCAACGGAUAUGGAUAAAGUUUUACUGAAAUAUACAGAGUACAAUGAACCUCAUGAAUCGAGAACGAAUAAGGAUAUAAUAGACGUUUUAAAUAAGAAGGAAAACAAGGGAUGCGAUAGUCCAGAUAGUGUAGAUGGAUCUGGUGGAUAUUCCUUAAAUUCUCGAUCAGAUUCGGAUUAUACUAAGAUUAAUCAGGAGUUCCAAUCGAUGCUGGAAAGAAAUAGAAUGCAGCAACAGCAACCACAACAGUACCAACUCCCAGUUCACACGCAAAAUCAACAACACUUUUCCUCACCCUCCCCCAAUUUACUACAUCCGACGCAAUCGGCUACGCUGGUGCCACCUACUGGCAUGUCAUCAAGACCUUCAUCAGCCGGUUCAGCAUGCGCAAUUACAGAUUUAUCGAUGAAUGGCUAUCAGACGUCUACGUCGCCACAUCCUGGACAACCGCCUUCUCCGCAUCAUUUGAAAAAGUCCCCAAAACAACAACCUCCAAAUCAACCGCAGCAAAGAGCUCCAUCGGGGAAUUCGCUUAGAGUUCAUAUACCUCAGAGUAGCGAGGUAAGGCAUAUUUUUUCUUUGCUUCAGAGAAAUCGAUUAAUUAAUAUUGAAAUAAUUAAACAGAAUCGGACUUCGAUAUCCGCGGCACAAACUCUUUCGACGCCCAUAGUGUCUUUAGCGACUCCCAGCGUGCCUGCAAGUAAUUAUCCGCAGUCGGCCAUCUCAUCCGCGUUUCCGUCAGGUAGCUUUUAGUUUAUUUAUUUAUUUACCGUCUCUAAACAGACCUACCUACAUAAACGUUAAUUCUUACGAUCAAGCGUAACAUAGGUAAUCUUUAUUUGCUGAUAACUCAUCGAACUUUUGCUUUUAAAACAGAUUUUAGCGGAGAUAUGCAGAUAACGGGCUUCCAGUCUCCUGCGGUAAUGAACCACUGGUCGCAGCAAUCGAUUCACACAUCGGCUAGGUAAGAAUUUCUAAAUUGAUCAAGAGAGAUUAAUUUAUGACCGUCGGUUUCUUUCUGAUUAAUUAAAAAAAUUAGCUUACGAUCUCAAGACGAUGGUGGGCAGGGACAAUUGACAAGCAUGGCUCCUCAACGUAACGGAAUGCUAAUCAAAUCCGAACCCGAUUCCCCUCCGGGUCAAGCAGACACAGGCCAAUGCUUGCGGCCGCCAUCCACUUCCGGUCACGUAUCGCCGCAUUUGCACACGGUUACCGAAAGUUCUUCACCCGUACCUCAGCAACUUAACGACUAUGACAGUGGACCCUCCUUGAAACGAGCCCGGAUAGAGACGACACCAUGGAAUACGGCCACUUAAACCCAGAAACCUAAACCUAUUCUUUUUUCAAAAAAACAUAACAUUCCCUUCGUCUGCUGUCUAGUUCGUCUCUUUUGUUAAGAAAUGUGCUUGUCUUUUUAUGUAUUACGCUUGUAAAUAUCAAUUACUACUCGUAUAACGUUUAUAAAGUUGAAAGCUUGUUUUGCGCAACGCGCAGUGACUGCAUUUUUACGCUGUUUCUACUACACAGAUACGAAACGGGGACAUAGGCACGACCGUGUUGUCAGCAUUGCAUACGUCUGAACAUUAUAUUCAAUGUAUAGAUAUUGUUGCGGUGAAAAGUAACAAAAAAUAUAUCCACGUUUGUGUAAUAAAUGGUUCUUGUCUAUUUCUAUUUACAAAAAAUGUUUUCUUUUUUCUAAUUCAUAAAAAAUUUUCGAAAAAAAUAAUUCGAGUUUCUAUUUUUUCUUAUACAUAACCAAAUAUCUUUUUAAUGUGUAUACAUAUAGUAUUUAUAUAUAUACUAUAUACUGUACAGUACAGUUCUUUUUCAUAACUUUCCUUUAUUAUAGGAGUUUUUGUUGGUAGCUCAUUUUGUUUAUUAAAUGAUGUUUUACAGUUUUUUUUGUUUGUGUUUAAUUAUAAACAUCUUACUUAUAAAUAUAGAUCUAUAUUUAAAACUUUCACUAUAUAUAUUUAUAUAAGUAUAUAU
Molecule: messenger RNA, 3105 nt
Organism: Dimorphilus gyrociliatus
Lineage: Eukaryota; Metazoa; Annelida; Polychaeta; Dinophilidae
Source: the annotation of a GenBank genome assembly